UUCUUUCUCAAUCACCAGAAGAUUCCAGAGACAAUCCUUGUGCGUGUGGUGUGUCGAGUCCUGGUGACACUGUGACAGCACUUUGCGGCGAUUUCCGGGAAGGAGUUUCUUCUCACUACCGCUCUCUUGUCACUGUGCGCCAUUGUAAGGUACCGUGGUGUUCUAGUGCAGCUCCUCACAGCUGCCAAGACUAGACACUGCACUGAUCGAUUUGAGCACGGUAGUCCUUAUUCCUUUUUCGUGAAUCGUGGUUGAACCUAUCGGUAUCAAUCAUCAAGUGUAUCUCUAGCUCUGCACUGCAGGCUGCCGAGUACCCUGUACCCUGGUGACUGCUGGUGCAGUAGGUGUACAUGUAGUUCGAACCCCCGAACACUGCUAGCUGUGCAUCCUUGAGCUCAUGACAUUGCUAUGUUGGCCCCAAGUGAGGGACAUGAUGAACUGAAUCGUCGUGGAAUGCGGCCAGAGGUCAAGGAUGUGGUGUACGUGGUCGAGCCAGACUGUGACGAUGCUCAUGGGUUUGCCAACGAUAUAGGCACGCAGAAUGAGUCCAGCUCCAUGCUGGUCGUCAAUAACAUUCCUAUCAUGGUCUUUGGCAAUGAUCACUGCAAGCACAAGCUGGAGACAAUGUUCCUGGCACACGGACAUGCAGAGUUUGAAUAUGUGAAGAGUAUGAAGCGCCUUCACGUCACCUUCAACUCAAUCUUGCAGUCAUCCUCAGCUAAAACUGCCAUUGACGACAUGGUCUUCGAGGGCUCGACACUACGGGUUUACACCAACAAGAAAAUGGAGGUUGACCAUCAGCGCCUUGCGCCGCCCAAGCCAAAGAAACUGAUGCUCAUAUCGCCGCCGUCAUCACCGCCGGACGGUUGGGAGCAGGCGCCUGAGAACAAUCCCGCAAUAAAUUAUGAGCUGGUGGCAGCCUUGGCCGGUAUGAGUGACGAUGCUGGAGAAAUCGAGCUUCAGGCGGAGACGGCGCAAGCUCCCAAGCUAGUCGUGCAGAGUGGCCCCUGAUCUACUUUAAGUGUAUUGACUGAAUUCGAAUCAUGUAUUUGUUAUCAUGCUACUAAAAGGUUAGGAUACUUCACCUGGUCACUUAGGGUAGAGGUGUAUGUAGACCAUAGCUAUAUUUUUGAUGAAGUGUUGUGUAGACUUCCCCUGUCGUACAGGUACCAGAUUCUAUCUCCUACCCCCCCCCAUUCUUGCCUUGAGCUGGUCUCACAUUUUUAUUUAUUUAUGUUGGCAAUAUUGUCUUGAUUUUUGCUGUGUGUAAUUUAUUUCGACUGUCAUACAUGUGUCAUCAUUCUAUUCUUUUUAAAUAUUCACACUGAGAACACCAAUGACCAUGGUGACCAUAGCACGAUUGCCUCUUGCUGCUUGAGAGUGAGAGUACCGACAUCCAAACUACUUGGCAUAUUCUUCAAUAAUGCUGUGAGCUCAGUAGUACUUGCAGAGCACCCUACCUGCUUAUCAUAACACAUUGUAAAUUUUCA
Messenger RNA from Sycon ciliatum, 1490 nucleotides. RefSeq names its product calcipressin-1-like. Bases 409 to 1011 code for a protein of 200 amino acids. Gene Ontology annotation, molecular function: calcium-dependent protein serine/threonine phosphatase regulator activity; nucleic acid binding. The transcript has 3 exons. Gene Ontology annotation, biological process: calcium-mediated signaling. The record is from RefSeq and is a predicted model, not a curated record. NCBI's taxonomy places the organism in Eukaryota, Metazoa, Porifera, Calcarea, Leucosolenida, Sycettidae. Gene Ontology annotation, cellular component: nucleus; cytoplasm.